GGCUGGCCAUAUAAAGGGCCCCCCCUACGCCUUCUGUGCACGCCCGACAUCAUCACCGCCGACAUCAUCAUGAAGGCAUCCGCAACUCUCUUGUUGGCUCUUGCCGCUACAACAGCCCAAGUCCGGGCGGACGCGGCGGCAGACUCUGAUGUGAUUUCCCUUACCAAGGACACAUUCUCAGAGGUGGCCCAAAAGCCUCUGUCAUUGAUAGAGUUCUAUGCGCCGUGGUGUGGGCACUGCAAAGCCUUGGCACCCGAGUACGAAAAGGCUGCGACUGAACUCAAGUCGUCGAUCCCGCUCGCCAAGGUUGAUUGUACCGAGCAAACCGAGUUGUGCCAGGAGCAUGAUGUGCGGGGGUACCCUACCAUGAAAGUCUUCCGCGAGGGUGAACCUUCAGAAUAUAAGGGACAGCGAACGGCGGAGAGUAUUAUUGGCUACAUGAAAAAAUUGGCGCUGCCUCCUGUAUCUGAUCUUUCCGCGGACAAGGUCAAGGAAUUUGCGGAAUCGGACAAGGUGGUUGUCGUUGGGUUCUUUGAGGACAAAACUUCGGACGAGUACAAGGCUUUUGAGGCCGCCGCUAACAAACUCCGGGACACCUUUUUGUUUGGUGCAACGACCGAGGAGGAGGCGUUCAAAGCUCAAGGAGUGAAAGCUCCUGCAAUUGUCUUGUUUAAAAAAUUCGAUGAGGGCAAGAACACAUUUGAUGCAAAGUUUGAGGAGGGUGCCAUUUCAAAUUUCGUCCAAACCGUGUCCGUACCCCUCAUGGACGAGAUUGGUCCCGAAAACUACGGUUACUACAUGGAGAACGGCCUUCCUCUCGCCUACCUCUUUGUCUCUACCCCCGAAGAACGGGCCACUGUUGGAAAGGAGAUCGAACCUCUUGCCAAAGAUUUCCGCGGCAAAGUAAACUUUGUGUACAUUGAUGCCUCCAAAUUUGGGGGACAUGCCAAAAACCUCAACCUAAAAGAAAGCUGGCCCGCAUUUGUGAUUCACGAGUCGGAAAAGAACCUUCGGUACCCGUUUGAUCAGGGGAAGAAGGUGAACCAUGCAGAUGUCAAGGCGUUCGUUCAGGACUUUGUGAACGGAAAGUUGGAACCGUCGUUGAAAUCUGAGGAGAUCCCAAAAGAGAAUGAUGGGGACGUCAAGGUCGUUGUCGGCAAAUCGUAUGCCGAUAUUGUGUUGGACACAGACAAGGAUGUAUUGAUUGAGUUUUAUGCUCCUUGGUGUGGACACUGCAAAGCCCUUGCACCCACCUGGGAGGAGCUCGGCAAAGAAGCCAAGAAGCUCUCUGACAAGAUCGUCAUUGCUAAAAUGGAUGGUACCGAAAACGACCUCCCUUCGGACGCUCCCUUCAGUGUUCAAGGAUUCCCGACCAUUAAAUUGGUCAAGGCCGGCGACAAUGAAGUGGUGGAUUACGCAGGGUCAAGGACGCUCGAGUCUUUCAUUGACUUUUUGAAGGCGAAUGCAGUGCAUGGUGGUGGCGCUGAGAAGAAGGAGGCCAAGGAAGGCGAUGACAAGAAGACGGAGGAAGAGGGACAUGAUGAGUUGUAAGGUUGUUUGGGUGGUAUGCGUCUCAUAGGAUGUGUUGGCAUUUCGUUGCAAAACGACCUUCUGUCUUAAUAUGGACUGGCGUUGUGUUUUACAUUAUACAUGAAGGCGAUAUGACGGGCAUCUAUCUUAUCCAAAACUGUUGCACUG
This is a messenger RNA of Spizellomyces punctatus DAOM BR117, 1698 nucleotides long. Its product is annotated as protein disulfide isomerase. The record is from RefSeq and is a predicted model, not a curated record. Gene Ontology annotation, biological process: response to endoplasmic reticulum stress; protein folding. The transcript is spliced from 4 exons. NCBI's taxonomy places the organism in Eukaryota, Fungi, Chytridiomycota, Chytridiomycetes, Spizellomycetales, Spizellomycetaceae. Gene Ontology annotation, molecular function: protein disulfide isomerase activity. Gene Ontology annotation, cellular component: endoplasmic reticulum. Bases 70 to 1551 code for a protein of 493 amino acids.